Molecule: messenger RNA, 2316 nt
Organism: Nerophis lumbriciformis (worm pipefish)
Lineage: Eukaryota; Metazoa; Chordata; Actinopteri; Syngnathiformes; Syngnathidae
Source: RefSeq, a predicted model, not a curated record
AUGGAUCGAGUCAAGUCUACGGUGAACAAUAUGAUUAAAAGCGUCCAGUACCGCCGGUUCCCGUUGCAGCGCGACGACGAACCGAACCGGCACGUUGAGCUCAAAAUGGCCGAUGACGACGAGCAGGCGGAUGUCGCGAACGCCAACGACUCGCCCACCUACCGGCCCGCCCACCGUCCGGGCGGCGCCGGGAACAAGCGCUUCAUCUUCCUGUUGGUGUUGGGUUUCGUGGUCGUCUUCACUGUCGGGUACUUUCUCGGCAACGUUACCUUGAAGAAAUCUGAGGCGAGGCUGAGCGGGUGUUUGAAUCAGACGGGGGAGACUACUGCGCAGUCUGUGCAGACGACUGCGCAGAAGACGACGACGACGACGACUGUGGCGCCAACAAAACAACAGGACAAAGAGGAAGAGAAAGACGACGGCGCUGUAGUCGAUGAGGCGGUUCGCGGCAUCCCGACCAACUGGAACGAAAUCAGCCGACUUCUUGACAAUAAAUUCACCCGCCAGAAUUUCGAAAGGCGUUUCAAUGAAUUUGACGUUCCGGCACGCCCGGCCGGCAGUCAAGGCGACAUCCGUGUGGCUAACCUGGUCGCUGACGAAUUCGGCGCUCUCAACUUGGAGAAAUGGACAGACGUUCAUUACGUUCAGCUGCAGAAGAAAGACAGCGCCCGGCCCAAUGUCAUUACCUACAACGGCGAGGAGUUCAAACCCGAAGGUUAUCUGGCCUACAGCGCCACCGGGAAGGUCACGGGGAAGCUGGUGUUCGCCGAAUACGGUCGUCGCGAAGAUCUGGACGAACGCAAGAACGUGGAGAUGAGAGGCAGCGUUAUGUUGAUCAAAGUCGGAAAAAUCAGCUUUGCUGAAAAGGUGGCUAACGCCGAAGCCCGAGGCGCCUCAGCUGUCCUCCUCUAUCCCGACAUGAGAGAUCGCAACUACGACGCUAAUUCACCACUCUACGGCCACGUCCACCUUGGCUCAGGCGACCCGUACACCCCGGGCUUCCCUUCCUUUAACCACACCCAGUUCCCGCCCACUAACUCCUCCGGCCUUCCGGGCAUCCUAGCUCAAACCAUCACGUACAACCAUGCCCAAACCCUCCUGCGGGAAAUCGGUGGUCCGGACAAUGUGGGAGGUGUAAAGGACAUCACCGUGGAAGUCAACAACGUGCUGGUCAACACGGAGAUCCACAACGUGUUCGGAGUUCUCACAGGCUUCAUCGAUCCGGACGAAUAUGUGGUGGUGGGAGCACAAAGGGACGCAUGGGGGAAAGGCUUCGCCCGAGCCGCUGUCGGAACCUCUGUUCUCAUGGAGCUGGCCAAGGCUUUUAAAGACUUGGUAGAGAAAGAUAGUGUUCGGCCCAGAAGGAGCAUAGUCUUUGCCAGCUGGGGCGCCGGAGAAUAUGGAAGCGUCGGAGCCACAGAGUUUUUGGAGGGCUAUCUGACCUCUAUCAACAGAAAGCUCGUCACCUACAUCAACCUGGAUGGUGUGAUCAUGGGUCGCGGUGGCUUUAUUGCCUCAGCAAGUCCGCUGCUUCACACCCUGCUAGAGAACACAAUGAAGGAGGUGAAUAGUCCACUGGGGGGCAGCAGCAGCUUGUACGACAUGGUGGGACGGAGCGAUUGGGAGGAAAAAGUGUUGAGGCCCAUGGAUGUCGAUGACACCGCAUACCCCUUUCUGGCCUUCGCUGGUAUUCCCUCAAUCUCUUUCCACUUCAUCACUCCCGAGGUGGAGGAGUACACUUAUUACGGCACAUCCAUGGACAACAAAGACCACCUGAAGUUCAGCACGAACCAGAAAUUGGAAGAGAUGACUGUGCUGGCGGCAAAAAUGGCCGGCCGCAUGGCGCUCCGCUUGAUCCACAACCACUUAAUCAGUCUGGACGUCGACCGCUACCUCGAGGUGGUCCCCGUAGCCAUCAGCUCUCUCUACAUUCACGUUCAACGGCUCGUCCAGGAGGGCCAACUUAAAGGCGUGGACCCUAGAUGGCUGAGCAAUGCGCACGGCUCCUUCAUGCGAGCUACAACCAACCUGAAGAAAGCCAUCAUGAACACUGACAUGACUGAAGACCGCGGCGCCCGUUUCAUCAAUGAAAAACUCAUGACCGUGGAACGCAACCUCCUCUCUCCGUACGUGUCACCCGUGGACACCCCCUUCCGCCACAUCUUAAUGGGUCGCGGCAAGCACACUCUGGCGGCCCUCGCCGAGAACACGGACCCGCGGGAGCUCCACACCCAGCUGGCUUUUGCCACCUGGACCAUCAAAAUGUGCGCCAACGCCAUGAUCAGCGACAUCUGGCAGAAUGACAAUGAAGUGUAG